Molecule: messenger RNA, 1021 nt
Organism: Ixodes scapularis (black-legged tick)
Lineage: Eukaryota; Metazoa; Arthropoda; Arachnida; Ixodida; Ixodidae
Product: myosin-1-like
Exons: 10
Coding region: 1-912 (303 amino acids)
Source: RefSeq, a predicted model, not a curated record
AUGGACGCACAUCGCUUCAUGUUAUGCAUGUGGCUCUGGUUGGUAUCUGCUUAUGUAGAAUGUUUGCCCAGAGUUCGAUUAAGUUCAAGACAGCAAAUUGAAGGGGAGACACGUAUUACAAUAGAUUUUUACAUAGAUGAUUCCGUCAGCGCGACUGAACAACAGGUGAAGGAUUAUUUGCACAACGUCAUUCUAACGACAACGGCCGAUCUCCAAAGUUAUUUUGUCGUCGACGAUAUACAUCUUCCGUACUGGAUAAAAUACAUUGGGAACGAGCUUGCACUGAAAUCUGCGCUGCAGAGUUAUAAAAACCCGGAAUUUAUUCACCUGGAUGGAGCAAUUGAUGCAUUAACAGCCUAUUUUAUAAACCAGAACCCUCCUGACAUCAUUUGCCUGGUAACAAACUAUACAAUACACAAUGGAGAUAAUAUACGAAAGGCUUAUGGGUAUUCUAAGGAUCACACUCUGUGCAAGAUUGUUGUAUCUAUGUUGUUAGCAUACGCCCCCGACACACCGGGAUACGCCGGCAGAAUGUUGUCCGAAAUGAUCAGAGCCAGCGUAAAUCCACAGGAAGGGCCAAAUCUGUAUCAUCGAACAUCACGAGGAGGCAGUUUCAAAAACCAUAUGAAGGAAUACUUAAGUACAUGCAACAAAGGUUUCAAGCAUCACGACCCUCCCGAAGAUAACAGGCCUCCACAACCCCCACCAGAAAUCCCUCCCGGACCUCCCGAUGUCCCUCCACCACCAGCACCGCCGGACACAACUGCCAAACCGCCAGAAGUGCAACCACAGCCACCAUUACCGCCUGUGCCACCAGCGCCACCAGUCUCACCGCCAUCCCAACCAGACAAGCCUCCAAAUCCAGUACCAGAGGCAACCACACCUGCCGAGCCUCAACCUGAUUACUGCUAAAGUGGAUCGCAUACUAGACUGGUUCAUCAGUGGCACGAGUAUUUGGUAGCACGUGGAUUGCAUGUCCGGGAUUGAGUUUUGUUUUUAAUAAAUAUAUUCUGGCUUAACA